Messenger RNA from Saprolegnia diclina VS20, 7823 nucleotides. RefSeq lists its product as hypothetical. The transcript has 11 exons. NCBI's taxonomy places the organism in Eukaryota, Oomycota, Saprolegniomycetes, Saprolegniales, Saprolegniaceae. The coding region runs from base 1 to 7716 and encodes 2571 amino acids. The record is from RefSeq and is a predicted model, not a curated record. Gene Ontology annotation, molecular function: protein binding. Gene Ontology annotation, biological process: cilium assembly.
AUGGGCAAGGACGAGGUGGACGAGAGCGUCUUGGCCGCCAACUUUACGCACGACGUGCAGCAGAUUCUCUCGACAAUCAAGGAGACAAAGGGCCGCAAGUUUGUCGACUUGGGCGAUGACGACGCUUGCCCCGAGGUGGGCUACUACGGUAGCCUCGGGCACAAACUCCAACGUCUUUUGCACGAGAUGCAGGCGCAGCUCUCGCUCACGCUCGUCGUGGAGCUUUUCGUGAGCUUUGGCGAUAUGUUCUUUGCUCUGCAAGAGUACACGGUCGCGACUCUUCUGUAUCAACGCGCCAACAGCCUCUACGGCACCAAGACGGCGCCGACCUUGUCAGACCAGCAGCUAUACGUGCGUGCCACAUAUGUUUCAGCACUCUGCGCCGUGCGCCAGCUCAACCAACGCGACCCGCGUGUCAAGUGCCCGUCGACGCUCCGACGGCAAUGUGAUGCGCUCGGGUCGCUCCAGCAUGCGCUCGCUGCCGCGCUCGCGCUCGCCGUCCAUCGCGACGUGGUCGCGGACAAAGCGACGCACGCUACGUGCAUUGGCCAUGUACUCAACGGCACAAUCCACAUCGUGAGCGUCUGCGCGCCACUGCAAACGCUUGGCUUUGAUGCGGACGUGUUGCCGUACCUCAAGUACUGCAGCCUCGCCCUCGACAGCCUCAUUCCGCUGGGAACGGUGCGCUUUCUCGCAUGGCGCACGUACAUUUACAUUGCGAUUGCGACGGGCUACAACGCCCUCGCGCUCAAACACCCGAGCAAGCGCGACGCGCUCUGGAAGUCGGCCCUCGCCGCACUGGACCUCGGGCUCAAGCGCGUACACCGGCUCCGGCAAGAAGAAGAGCUCGACUUGCCGCUGCCCGAGGCGACCGACGCUGCAUUGAAGGCAGCCGAACGCGACCUCCAAAUCGCCAAGUUUCCGAUUCUACGGUGCACUAAGGCGCCGAGUGCGCCGCAGCUUCUGGUCAGCGUCGCCAAAGCCGAUGUCGAGAGCGCGUUCUCAGACCCCAUCGCUCGCGCGCGGGCGAUGCUCCAGAUCCUCUCGCUCUCGUUGCCGUCGUCUUGGGUCGGUUUUGGCCAGUGGAUCAAGCCCACCGAGCCGCCACCGCCCGUCGUUCUUGCGCCAACCGACGUCGAGACGAUGCUGCAAGGCCUCAAGGGCCUCGCCGUCACGCUGGCGCUUAACGAGCACAUUGACUUGCUCAAGCUCAGUGUGCGCUACAAACACUGGGACACGUUUGCCGACGUCUACAGUAGUCUCCUCCCCCGGCUCUCGCCCGGUGUCGCCACGGACGAGGUCGGCCUCUUCCAUGCCUUUGUAUCGCUCAUGCAAACCGCACCGGACGAAAUGUCGGUGACACAAUUGAACGGGGAGCUCCUCACGCGCCUCGUGGUCGUCUUGCACGCCGCCGCGCGCAACGACGCGCUGUGCGCACUGCGCCAUGACGUGCUCGCCGAGAUGGUCUUCGCGCUGUGGCACUCCUGCAUCGUCCCGUGCCUCCGAGCGCUCGACGACCGGCUGCCCGACACCGACGUCCCCGUGACGGUCCAAGAGCUCACAAAGGACGUCCUCUUUGCCCUCCACGUGGUCGCCCACGCGAUCGAACUCGACGACGUCGUGUGGCGGGCGGUUGUCGCGCUCCGUCUCGGCCGCCUUCUCGCCGACGUCGGCGACACCCGUGUCGGUAUCCAAGUGCUUCGCGUCGGCCUCGACGGUAUCACGCGCGCCCGGAGCGCCUGCGUCGACGUGCAGCUCCAUGACGAAGUGGCGUCGACGCCAGACGGUCGCCACGUGCUCCACGGCGCGGCGUACGGCGCGUCGAUCCUUGACGCCGCCUUUCUUCCGUCCACCACUGACGGCGCGCUCUUUCAAAUGCAGCGCUUGAACCGGUUGCUCGCGAGUUUGGAAACCGACAUGACGCUGCUGCUCUACGAAUGCGAGUACGACGACCUUCUCCGCGCGUGCGGGCGCAAGGCAUUUGCGCACCUCGAAGCGCGCCUCGUGGCCGAGUGCAAUCGAAACGACUACCGACGUGGGCUGCUCAUGCUUCAAGCCGCACGACGUCGCGCCAAAGGUCGUGACGAGCAAGAGUCGUGCUUGGCCGACGCGCUUCGCUGCUUUCACGCGCUCCGCCAUGACGAACUGGACGUGCGCCAUGCGCCCGAGCCCGAGGCGCCCAUGCCAACCUUGCACAUGAAGCCGUCGGCGCCCCGCCUCGCCUCGCGGGGCGCCACCUUUGUGUCGCUUCGGCUUGCCCCGUUCGCACCGCUCAAGAAGCACGUCGCAUACUUCAUGGUGUUUGGCAAAGCGACGGGUGCCGGCACCGACGUCUCGCUCAACAACAUGGCGUUUCCCGGCACCGGCGCGGUUGUCGAUCCCAGCCAGACACUCGUGACGAUCUCGGGGCUCUUGCCCAACGAGAGUUAUGUGUUUGCCGUCGCGGCCUACGACAGCUCGAAUGCGGUCAUCGAAGGCAUCGGCGCCACGUCGCGUCCCGUCGUGACGUUGCAUCCGCUUCUCCUGCCACUGUGCUAUGGACUCUUGGCCCAUAUCGCCCAAGACCUCGGACACUUACCCAUCGCGGUGCAAGCGGCCAAGGCCGUCUACGCCGAGUUUGUCGACGAAGCGCCCGUGCGGAACCGAUGGCGCUGCAGCCCGCUCUUCUCCCAUGCGCUCAAGCUCGAGCGGCCGCUGGACGGCGCACCCCGGGGCGCGAUCGCAGAGUACCCGAUGCAAGUGCUGCACGUCUUCUUGCGCUGCGUCUAUAUCCUCAUCGGACCCGAAGUCGGUGAGCCGGCCACCGACGGCCGCCUUCGUAGCCCGAAUGGCACCCGCGUCGUUAUCGACGAUCAGCUCCACGUCCUCAGCAGCAUCAACCGGGGUAUGCUUGCGCUGGAGGUCGCCGCGCUCACGGGCCACCACGAGUACAUGGCGAGCGUGAGCCACCGGCUGUACCGACUCAUGGUACCGCUUUUGCACUUGCCGAGCUCGGGCGGUGCGCUCUUCCAGCCCCUCUGCAUGCUUCUCGAAAGCCUGCAGCUCGUGCCGGAAACGCACUGGGACGACGCGCUGUACGCUACGUACAUGUGCGCAAGCUUUGAGCUCCUCCGCAUUGCGACCGAGAAGGACGAGCUCCAGGCCGCGCACGCGUGUCUGAAGCUUCACGACGAUGGCCUCAAGCACCUCAAUAUGCACGUGCACGCACCGUUCCGGUCGGCCAACGCCCAAGCCUGCGGCCUCCGCGACACCAUCUUCUUGGACAGCGAGUGGAUGGCGCAGCUCGAGCUGAGCGCGACGACGACGAUUUCAGCGCCGGACGUCGACAAAGCGAAGGGCAAAGCGACGCCCCGCGACACUGACACCAAGGGCGAGCUGCCGAUCGAAGAGGCGUUGCCGGGUCUGGCCAACGUCGCCAAAGCCACGAACGAGCUGCGAACGUUCUUUGUGCACCACCGAGAGUACCUUCCGUACGUCUGCCGCGUCGUGCGGCUCGGCGUCGACCGCGGCGACAAGGGACUCGACGCGAUCUUGCAAAGUGCUGCGUGGUCGUACAAGCUCCUCAUCUCGUUCGAGGCCAAACGCACGCUCCAGCAGCUGCACGCCGCCGAGCUCGUGCCCGAGCCACCGACGCAAGCGCCCGUGCCCGACGUGCUGGCCACUGCGCGCGCCGAUCCGACGGCGACGACCGUCGAGACGACGCCGCAUGACGAGCCAAAUGUGCUGCCACCCGACGUGGUCGACACCGACGUGUACCUCUGGAGUGGCCAAGUAUUUUUCCUGCGGGGCCUCCUGCACGUCACGUCGUCGCACGCCGACGACGCCACGCUCAACCAUUUACAAGGGCCCGACCACGACCUCUCGUGGCUGUACCUGACGCCGCUCUCCGCCUCGUUGCCGGCGGCGUACGAAAGCCCAGGCGACCGACUCAAGCACGACGGUGUCCACCGCCUUCUUCUCGAGAUGGCGACCGCGACGCAGUUGUUUUACCAUGGCCGGGCGUGGCCGAAUCUGCUCGAGGCAGUGCGCGCCGUGUGGAACGGUCUCUGGCUCGCGUGGGUCUCGCCGCUCGAGUUUCACGCCAGCGGCUACGACUGGCAGCCGCUCUUUGUGUGCUGCAUGCGGGUCUGGGACGUCCUCGAACUCCAUAGCUUUGGCAUUCUCCAUAACGACGUGGACGUACUAUGUCGGUCCAUGGACGCUGUCGACGACGAGCGCCCGGUCGUCGCCACGUCGUCGCAGCUGGCGGCGGCGGCCGAUGCGACGCCCGGUCUCGACCUCGGCUGGCUCACCAAAGUCACACUCUUUACACUCCAAGUACUCUGUCAUGGCCGCGAGUGGCAAAAGCUCGUCGUCCUCGGGAAGCGAGCGCACGUGCUCAGUGGCGGCCAAAGCGCCAUGUCCGAGCUCCUUCUUCCGUGGGUCGUCUUCGCCCAAAUGCAGCGCGUUGCGCUCCAAGACGCCCGCGUUGAACGUGCGACGUCGGACCUCGCGGCGUUCGUCAAGGCGUUUGAGGACAGCCAGGCGAAGAAGAAGAAGAAGCGCAGCCGCCUCGUCGUGCACGAAGUCAUUUCCGACGAAGAGCGCGCGUUCCUGGACGCGCGCAGCGUGCACGAAGCCACCGUGAGGGACCUGACGUCGUUUCAAACGCUUCUAAAGGACCAUGGGACGCGCCUCCAGGCGUGGCUCGACCUCCUCACGCGCUCGAAAAGCAUGUGUCUGCAGGCGCUGGACCGCGCCCAGAAGAACGUCGUCAAGCGCUACGUCCUCCUCGACGAAAGCAUCUCGAAACGCGAGAUCCUCGGCGCCUUCAAGGCUUGCAUUGGCCUCUGUCGCCAGAAGCGCGCCACGCUGCAGCUCACACUGGCGCUCAUGGAGCAAGGCGACUACCUCUUUGCCGAAGCCGAUGUUGUCGGCGCGAUCAAGGCGUGGACGGACGCGAUCGACGCCGUUUUUGGGGCGCUGGAUGCCCGCGUGCACUGGCGAACGAUCCUCGCCAGCACUCGAAUGGACCUCAACGGCGACGGCGCCAUCAUUGCGCUCGUCUGCACGCAGCUCGUCGGCAAGCUGGCGUGGGCGCUCGGCACCGACGACCUCCACGCGCGUCUCGAGUGCGCGCUUCUCGGUAGCGCGGUCGUCACGACGUUCUUUACAGGGUCGCUCCCGCACCCGGAUGCGCGCACCCCCGCCGCGUUCGCAUCUUACACGGCGAACGACCUGCUGUCGUUUCUGCCCGAGCUGCAUCUCAAGCUCGCGCACCCAGCGGCAUUGGUGCUUGCGUGCAGCACGUUGCUCGAGACGCUCCUCGCCCAUAAACAGUACAUUGAGGUGUUCCCGGUGGCGUGCGCGCUGGAAGUCUUGAGUACAAGGUACCUCCGCGACGCCCGCGGUGCUGUCCAGGCCAAGCGCAUGAAGGCCGAGGCGUGCAUCGGCGCAGGCUACAUGAGCGACGCCUGCCGUCUCUUGAGCGACAUUUGCCACAAGCCACACGUCGUGUUUGCUUCGUCCAAGAGGCUUGGGGACCCGGACAACGACGCUGUCUUUCGCUGGCUCUGCGACCUCAGUAUUGAGAAGCUUCUGAGCGAGCUCCAAGCGCGCAUUGGCAGCAGCCGCGUUGCCCACUUGGUGGUGCUCACGCUGCUUCGAUGGAUGGCGGCGCUCGCGUCGCACGAAGGUGCGUCUCCCCAAGGCACGGCCUUGCGCGCAGCGCUCAACAACUCCACCACCGCCCUCCAGGCAAGUGUCCUCAAGUCGCAAGCGCCCGCGCCGACAGAAGCUCCCGCGAGCGCGCGCAAGGGACCCGAACCCACCGAGCCGGUGGUCCCCGCUGUGCCCGACACGGAGCCGCUGCACCUCUGCGACAUCACGAAGGUGGCCUGCGAGUGCGACAUCCUCCUCGCGACCAUCGCCCUGCAAGACGGGUUCGUCGAAGUAGCUCGCAAUGCGCUUGUACGUGGCAUGAAGCUCUACAGCGCCACGCCCAAGCUCGAGCGCGACGACGAUCGAUACUUUGACGGCGCGUCGUCCGAGCUCAACGUGCUCUACUGGCUCGACUGCCGCGUCUUGAGUAUGCGCUGCGACAUCGCCCAAGGUCACUACGACGACGCGAUUGCACUCGCAGAGAUUGCGCUCGACGAGGCAGCCACGGCCAACGACCGCGUCUUUGCUCUGCAGCUGCGCGCGCUGCGCAUCCAAGCACGGCUGCUGCGCGGUGAUCGGACGCUCGCGCUUGCCGACGCGGAGACGUGGGUGGCAGACAACGACGCCGCGCUGCCGAGCCUCACGCACGCCGAAGUGUGCAUCAUGCUCAGCGUGCAUCACCGCACGGACGCCAUGUCGAGCAGCAGCGUCGACGAGCACGUAAACGCACUGCGCAGAAGCGUCGCCGUGCUCACUGCGGCCAUUGCGACCACCGACGCGCUCUUGACCCACCAAGGCUGGAUGGGGCUGGCGUAUACGCCCCACCGCUUGCGGCUGCUCAACUUCUACCACCCGAGUGUGCCCAUGUUUGUCGUGCUCAAAGCCCACUUCGUGGCGCGUCAGCUCGACCUUUACCGCGCGUGCCCUGACGACGUAGCGCUCGAGCACCUCUUGCCCGUCAUUAUGAGCGGUCUCGAGGCGCUCAUGCAUGUGUGUCACCCGCCGAGCUACCUCAAGCCGCUCCUUCUCUACUUCAAGGGCGCGGUGCUCCGUCGGCUGGCGGCCCCUGGUGCCACCGACGCAUUCCUCGAAGCGCUUACGCUGUGGAUCAAGGACGGUGGGCACCCGCGGAGUCACAUGUACGACGCGUGCAUGGAGCUCGUCGUCGUAUUUGGCAGCAAGCGCUCGGACGCCGACACGCAGGCCGCGUUCCACUACCUCCAGCUCGCGUGCAAGCUCCAGGACCAGCUUUUUGGCUUGUGGAACUCGAGUCAGCUCAACGCGACGAGUGCCACCGGUCUCGGGACGCUCCCGACCUUUCUGCAGCAAGAGAUCCUCGCCAGUGCAAAGUCGACUUCAACGACGAAUGGCAGCGCGCCGACGAUGGAGCAAUUAGGGUACCUAGUCUUGCCCUACUUUGUCUCGUUCAGCCGCGAGCACGACGUGGUGUUUGACGCGAGUCUCAGCGGCCAGCUCCACCGCGCCCACGUCUCGCUGCAUAACUUUCUAGCGAUCAACCACAGCGGGUACGCCAAGCUCUGUCUAUCAUCCUUGCCGCCCGUGCCAAAAGACGACCCCGAGAUCCCCGGAGGUCUCGUGUGCGUGCAGUGGCUGCAGACGUCGCCGACGACAGGCGACAUGUACUAUGCGCUCGGCACAGCAACCAGUGCCCACGAUUCGCGCUUCGCUGACGCGCCGCUUUUGAGCCGCAAGAGUCACGUGAGCUGGUCGGCCGUGCGGGCGCUCAAGGCCGACAUUUCGCGGCUACGCCACGCGCUCCAGGACAAGGAAGACCACAUCGAGCACCCGCAAGCUGCGUUGGACGCGGUGCUGGCUCAAAUGACGUCGCUUCUGCAGCCUCCGACACGCCUUGCGGACGACGCGGGUUCGAAUCUGGGUCGGGACGACGCUGUGCUGCAUGCGAUCACGUGCUCCCUCGACGACGUCGGUGCCUUGGAGCGCAUCUUUUGCACGGCCCGUGGGAUCAACCAGCCGCACCCUGCGAUUUGCUACUUUUUACGCCACGUUCUCGCCGCGCCGACGCCAAGCGACGACAACAUUGGCGACGCGCCGUGAGUCCCAAGGCCACGGCUGCAGUGUCCAGCUUGUACUAUCCAUGAAUAAUCCAGCGCUUGUACUAUCCAUGACUCCAACGAUCCAUCAAAAAUGCAAUUCGUUAUCCA